AUGGACACCGAAGGGGACGCGGCCACUGAUAGUCUGUGGCAGAAGGCAAUGGUUCUGGUGCCCAACAGCACGGUGGGGGUGUCGGCCAGUGAGGUGUCACAGCCAGAGCUGGAGCGGUCUCCCUGCAUGGUCGGCAUCUUUGCCAUAGUGUAUUACAGCGUCUUGCUGGGGCUGGGGCUGCCAGUGAAUGUCCUGACUGCCGUGGCCCUGUCCCGCUUGGCCACGAGGACCAAGAAGUCAUCAUACUGGUACCUGCUGGCCUUGACCACCUCCGACAUCCUCACCCAGGUCUUCAUCAUCUUUGUGGGCUUCAUCCUGCAGACGGCCAUCCUGGCCCGGGCAGUGCCCAGCGCCUUCAUCCACACUGUCAACGUGCUGGAGUUCACAGCCAACCAUGCCUCCAUCUGGGUCACCGUCCUGCUGACCAUGGACCGCUACGUGGCCGUCUGCCACCCACUGCGGUACCGAGCCAUCUCCUACCCCCAGCGCACCCGCAAGAUCAUUGGGGCUGUCUUCGCCGUGGCUCUGGCCACAGGCAUCCCCUUCUAUUGGUGGUUGGACGCGUGGCGUGACGCCAACCCCCCCACCACCCUGGACAUGGUGCUCAAGUGGGUGCACUGUGUCACCAUCUACUUCUUGCCCUGCAGCAUCUUCCUAGCCACAAACACUAUCAUCAUCUGCAAGCUGAAGCAGCGGAGGUGCUCGAGGGGUGGCCGGCCCCGCUUGAGCAAGACCACAGCCCUCCUCCUGGCUGUCACCACUGUCUUUAUUGUCCUCUGGGCUCCCCGAACCAUCGUUAUGAUCUGCCACCUCUACGUGGCCUCAGUCAAGAGGGACUGGCGCGUGCACCUGGCCUUGGACAUCGCCAACAUGGUGGCCAUGCUCAACACCACCCUCAACUUCUUCCUCUAUUGUUUCGUCAGCCAGACCUUCCGCUGCACAGUGGGUGAGGUCCUCCGGGCCCACCUCUGGCAUGGACCCCAUCCUGGCAGCAGCCGCUUCCCACUCCCAGCCCUGAAAAGGCUGGAGCUGCUGCCCAGCACAACCCUCUGAGCUGGGGCUGCUGCCAGCCGGGGCGGCGCUCGGCUCGGGGUCCCGGUGCUCACGCAGCCCCAUCCAUUGCCCCGGGACCCAGCGAGACUCUGCCCCAGGGACACUGCUUCUGCGGCACCCGCUCUCCGCAGAGCUGGGGGUAAACGCAGGUGCUGGUGGUGAUGGCAAAAGGAGGAGGUUGUGCCCAGCCAUCUGGUUGUGCUCCUUCGGGGCCACCAGGGUGUCCUGCCUGGUGGCAACACCUACUGCACUCCAGGUUCUCCUGCCGCUUCCCUGAGCCAUACCAGGACAGGCAUUUCCACCAUGGCCAUGCUCAGCCGCUCAGGAUGUGCGGCAUUCCCAAGAAAUUCAGCCAUGAGGCAGCAAGGAUGUGUCCAAGCUCAGCAAUGGGAGCCGCUGCCUCGCUCUGCGUGUGCCCCCUGGACUGGGCUCCUCUCCAGCUCCACAGUCCUGGGUUUUGUGGGGCUUCCAUGGCUGGGGAGCACGACGAUGGUCUCGGCUGCUCUGCUGCAACAGCUCCAGCCCAUGCUGAACCGACGCACCGAAGGUUCUGGGAUACUCAGCAGGCACGGAUGCCCCAUGGUGAGGGGACGGAUGCAGUUGAGCUCCCGCAGGCCCUGGCGAAGACACAGUGCCCGCUGGGUGCCGAUGGAAUGGUCCUUCCUCUAUAAACUGCUGUGCUAGGAUCAAAAAUCUACUGGGUUUGGCUUUCCUGCGAGAGGCCACGCUGGGGACACCCUACACCAGCUCCUCCAGGCGUGGGGUCCCUUUGCCUGGCCCCGAACUCUCAGCCCCACCAGGGUUGGUGCUGGGGUUCCACAUCCCCACUGCGGGUCUGGGCGCAUGGUGAGACCUCAGCUCUGGGUGUUGCAGCCACGUCCCACCCGUUAUCUCCCCCCUUCCCCCAGGGAUGUCCAUGACAUCCUGGGGUAGUCACCCUGCAAGGCUGGAGCAUCUCCCACUGGCUUCAAGAGAGGGGUAUCACAGUGCUCCCGUGCAUCGAAUGCACCCAGCACCAGUACCACUUUCCCAAUUACACCAGUACCACUUUCCCAAUUACACCAGUACCAUACUGGCAUGAUGCUGGGCGAGCGGCUGUGCUGUACCAGCCUGCCUGGCCCUUGCUGCCACCAGAGGGCAGGGAUAGGACAUCCUGCAGAGC
This is a messenger RNA of Cuculus canorus (common cuckoo), 2215 nucleotides long. RefSeq names its product G protein-coupled receptor 142 (gene GPR142). The record is from RefSeq and is a predicted model, not a curated record. Gene Ontology annotation, molecular function: G protein-coupled receptor activity. Gene Ontology annotation, biological process: G protein-coupled receptor signaling pathway. The transcript is spliced from 3 exons. Bases 1 to 1053 code for a protein of 350 amino acids. Lineage: Eukaryota; Metazoa; Chordata; Aves; Cuculiformes; Cuculidae. Gene Ontology annotation, cellular component: membrane.